Molecule: messenger RNA, 966 nt
Organism: Kuraishia capsulata CBS 1993
Lineage: Eukaryota; Fungi; Ascomycota; Pichiomycetes; Pichiales; Pichiaceae
Exons: 1
Coding region: 1-966 (321 amino acids)
Source: RefSeq, a predicted model, not a curated record
AUGCACUCGGAUGAGUCGUCUGUGCCCAUCAACAUCCGUGGAAAAGGUGGCACUCCGUUAAUGGCGGCAACGUCCACACCCCACCAUUCACACAUACGAACGAUAGACUCCAGAUCCUCCUCUGUGUCCAGUCUAGGCGUCAGCGAGACUUUCCACGAUCUGAUCACUAGAAAUGCUAAGUUAACUCAUCGGACCGAUACGGAUGCAGGCUUGGAACAGUCAGAUUCGGAAUCAGACUCCUCUGUUGAGUCUGACACAGGCUACAAACGGUUCUUCGGACUUGGAUUCGAACCCCUGUUGCACCAGACUACGCCGAUCGAGUCACCAGCACCUUCCUCUAAGCAGAACUCGCCAGCGCUGUUUUGCAUGGAGAUUGGAGAUCCGAACCGGACCCCGAAUACACCUUCUGUGAGUCGGUUCUCAGACGCGGAUGAAUCGUCCUCACCAUACCAUUCCUUACAAUUGACACCUUCUCACGCGGGGAAGCCUCCUUCAGCGACACUGGCAUACCCACCAAAAUCACCCAGUAUCAUUUUCAAGAAGCUGAUGACGCGAAACUCCGCGAUGACCCAUUUGAAAAGUCUCAAGAGGAUCACUCGUGAGUUACAGAAUGAGAUAUCUCCUUUGGAUACUGAGAUUCGCCACGAGGCAGUGGUGACGUUUUCCUUCAAGGACGACGACGAGGCUCUUGAACGGGAUGAUAAUCUGAAACGGUAUGAAAUUGUGAAUCGAGCUAACGAAGCCUGGAACCACAGACGAAGCUCUGUAGGAGAGGCACCACCCUCACCAGCAGCGGGAAUAACAGGAAGGCUCCAGGAGGUGAUUCACGGCGUGAAGAGGAAACAAGCAGAAGAUGAGACAUUGUCUUCCAAAAGAAGGGCUGUCUCACCGUUGAUCACGAGUAGGAGGAACUCCAAACUGAUUCAGAAUGCGAACGAAGACUUUGAGAUGUUGUCGUUGCAAUGA